This is a messenger RNA of Psammomys obesus (fat sand rat), 1549 nucleotides long. RefSeq names its product protein phosphatase 6 catalytic subunit (gene Ppp6c). The transcript has 7 exons. Gene Ontology annotation, molecular function: protein serine/threonine phosphatase activity. Bases 84 to 1001 code for a protein of 305 amino acids. The record is from RefSeq and is a predicted model, not a curated record. Lineage: Eukaryota; Metazoa; Chordata; Mammalia; Rodentia; Muridae. Gene Ontology annotation, cellular component: cytoplasm. Gene Ontology annotation, biological process: peptidyl-serine dephosphorylation; G1/S transition of mitotic cell cycle.
GAGGGUUCCGGCUUCGGCCUCCGCCGCUGCCUCCGCUACAAUAGCCGCCGCCGCUGCCGUCGCCGCGGCUUGUUCUUCCUAAAAUGGCGCCGCUGGAUUUGGACAAGUAUGUGGAGAUAGCGCGGCAGUGCAAGUACCUUCCCGAAAACGACCUGAAGCGGCUGUGUGACUAUGUUUGUGAUCUGCUCCUGGAAGAGUCGAAUGUUCAGCCAGUGUCAACGCCAGUAACAGUAUGCGGGGACAUACAUGGACAGUUUUAUGAUCUUUGUGAACUGUUCAGAACUGGAGGUCAGGUUCCUGACACAAACUACAUAUUUAUGGGUGAUUUUGUAGACAGAGGUUACUAUAGUUUGGAGACCUUCACUUAUCUUCUUGCACUAAAGGCUAAAUGGCCUGAUCGUAUUACACUUUUAAGAGGAAAUCAUGAGAGUAGACAGAUAACACAGGUGUAUGGAUUUUAUGAUGAGUGCCAAACCAAAUAUGGAAAUGCUAAUGCCUGGAGAUACUGUACCAAAGUUUUUGACAUGCUCACAGUAGCAGCUUUAAUAGAUGAGCAGAUUUUGUGUGUUCAUGGCGGCUUAUCUCCUGAUAUCAAAACACUGGAUCAAAUUCGAACUAUUGAACGAAAUCAGGAAAUUCCUCACAAAGGAGCAUUUUGUGACCUGGUGUGGUCAGAUCCUGAAGAUGUAGACACUUGGGCAAUCAGUCCCAGAGGAGCAGGUUGGCUUUUUGGAGCAAAAGUCACGAAUGAGUUUGUUCAUAUCAACAACUUAAAACUCAUCUGCAGAGCACAUCAGCUUGUGCAUGAAGGCUAUAAAUUUAUGUUUGACGAGAAGCUGGUCACAGUGUGGUCUGCUCCUAACUACUGCUAUCGCUGUGGAAACAUUGCUUCCAUCAUGGUCUUCAAAGAUGUCAAUACGAGAGAACCAAAGCUAUUCCGGGCAGUUCCAGAUUCAGAACGUGUUAUUCCUCCCAGAACCACGACGCCGUAUUUCCUUUGAGGCCUUUGCCAUCCUGCUGGCCCACUUUUUGCCCUCUUUUACCCCAACUUUCUUGUACCCUCUACAAUAUACUUUUUAUUGAGCACUUUGCUGCUGAAAUGCUGCCUCUUGCCUUUUUUUUUUUUUUUAAUUUUAAAUUAUCUAAAUUUAUUGUUUGUUAUGGUGUCAAUAGCAGUGUUUUUCUAUCAAUUUUGCCACUCAUCCCAUCCCCACCUUGGACUCGUUUGAGAAGACUUGAGAAAUGUCUUAAUACUCACGUUGCUGCAUGUAGCUCUUGCAUAUUUGCUGUUCUGGGGAGACAGGAAGUAUUUCCCUUUUUAAAAAGCCAAUUGACAAUUACAUGGAAAUCCUCCUCAUUUGUAUCAGCCAGCCUUCUGUUUUUGUUUGGUAGGGUUUAAGAAAUUUCAGCAGCAAAGUUGUCCAGUGGGCAGGAUGGACUGCAUAUGCCUGAGUCAUGUACCCUUGUCCCGGCUGUAAACUUCACUGUCCUUUGUUGGAUGAUAAUUUGAUGUUUUAAAGGGGUAUAAAAAUAAAUUGGUCUAAAGGGC